Rhododendron vialii is the source of this 1023-nucleotide messenger RNA. RefSeq names its product thylakoid lumenal 15.0 kDa protein 2, chloroplastic. The coding region runs from base 113 to 793 and encodes 226 amino acids. The transcript has 6 exons. The record is from RefSeq and is a predicted model, not a curated record. Lineage: Eukaryota; Viridiplantae; Streptophyta; Magnoliopsida; Ericales; Ericaceae.
AUCACCACCCUGUUCCUAUCCAAAAAAAUCCCUUCCAAAAUUUUCCCCCACUUUCUGAUUCUCGCGUAUCUCUCUGAGUCACCAAAAGAAAAGUGAAAACCCAAAUAGCACAAUGCCUCUUCUUCUUCUCCACCUUCAACCCUCCCUGGGGUUUCGAAACCCCGUUCAUCCCGUCCCUGCAACAAAAACACCCACCAGAGCAUCGUCCCAUCUCUCUUCACCAACCCAAAAUUCAACCAAUUUCAGCAAAUGGGUCGCCGAUUUUCGAUCCAAAUCUUGGAAUUUCGCACUCUCCGGCGCUCUCUCCCUCGCAUUAUCUCUCACCGGAGUUGGAUUCGCUGAGGGAAAAGUGGGGGUUAACAAGCCAGAAUUGCUUCCUAAAGAGUUUAGUACAGUUAUUGAUGUAGCUGGAUUCCUUUCGGAUGGCCAGGAGAAAAGACUUGCUCGGGAGAUUAAUGAUAUCGAGAAGGAUACAGGAUUUAAGCUGAGAGUAUUAGCUCAGAACUAUCCUAACACACCUGGGUUAGCGAUUAAGGAUUUUUGGCAAGUAGAUGAUAGAACAAUCGUCUUUGUCGCCGACCCCACCUUUGGCAAUAUCAUAAACUUCAAUGUGGGGAACACGGUGGAUUUAGACAUACCACGCAGCUUCUGGAGUCGUUUGGCUGGUAAAUACGGAAACAUCUUUUAUUGGAAAGAGAAGGGGGAAGAUGCAUCUAUUGAAGCUGCUGUCAUGGCAAUAUCAAAUUGCUUGAGAGAACCAGUGGGCCGAAAUAAUUGCUCAGAGGUGAAAUAGUAUAUCACAAAGCAUACUCGAAUACAUUCGUGUGCACAAACCUGCCUGUGUCAUGUGUAUUUAAGCUGAAAAUAUUUCUGAAUAACUUCUGACCAACUUCUCGAAUAUGAAAAAUAUUCGUGAAUCUGAGUCUUACUAAUCGUGAUUAACUGAUAUUGUUUCUGUAAAGCAUUUAGGGAAGCAAAUGUACCCUUAAAAACGUCGGUGCUAUGCUGUUUUUGAUUAGGGCA